This is a messenger RNA of Scaptodrosophila lebanonensis, 720 nucleotides long. RefSeq lists its product as uncharacterized. The record is from RefSeq and is a predicted model, not a curated record. The transcript is spliced from 2 exons. The coding region runs from base 89 to 601 and encodes 170 amino acids. NCBI's taxonomy places the organism in Eukaryota, Metazoa, Arthropoda, Insecta, Diptera, Drosophilidae.
CAAAUCUUUUGCUCAACAAUAAUUACGUUUAUAUUUCUUCUUUCACAUUUGUAGUCCAAGAGUUCGUAGCGCUAAUCCUAAACAAAAAAUGCCGAACUUUAACGGUGCCAUUAUAGUGCACACUCUGGAGUACCUCAAGUCGCCGGCAACACUGCAAGAAAUUUUAAUGACCAUUGCAACCAAAACUGAAAUGCAGGCAGAGGAUUUGCAUUUGCCGGUUAAGGAGACGCUCGAGAUUGGCAGGCGUUCUGGUUUCUUACAAAAGUCUAAUGACAAAUAUUUCCUCAUGCCUGUAACAUUCGGCUCCCUGAUGGAGCAUGCACAGGCCGCUGAUUUAGGGACCUUGGCCAUGCCCGCUGCCUCGGGCAAGCAAUCCAAGUCUAAGGAUGACCCCAAUUGGGUUAAGGAGACAAAACCCAAAGGCGAACGGAAGCACCGAAAAAAAACGCUGGAGCAGGCAAUGGCCAGUGCCCAGAAGAUGACCAAACAGAUGAUGCCACCAGCGAUGGAACAGCAAGCCAGCUCACAAUCGCCACCGCCUACUCAUCUGCGCCUCGUGUGCCCCAAGCGCUCAAGGAUCCUCCAAAGGAAACUCGAGUAGAGGUUGAAUCGAAGUCGAAAAGAAAAUUUUACGUUUAUUUUCCGUUACUUUCUGUGUCUGUCUACUCGUAUCCUGAAAAUGAAAUGUUGCCAUAUUGUGGCGAAAUGCGUUUUGAAAAA